GAGGGUGAAGCUGCUGCUGAGGAGACAAAGAAGAGCAAUCACGUCUUGCGAAAACUGGAGAAACGUCAACAGGAUCGCAAGCUUGGCCCACAUGUUGAAGAGCAAUUUGGUAGUGGCCGCUUGCUAGCUGCAAUCUCUUCACGACCUGGCCAGUGUGGUCGUGCAGAUGGAUAUAUUUUGGAGGGCAAAGAGUUGGAGUUCUAUAUGAAGAAACUCCAGAGGAAGAAAGGAAAGGGUGCCAGUGGUACUGCUUAA
Molecule: messenger RNA, 255 nt
Organism: Ilex paraguariensis (yerba mate)
Lineage: Eukaryota; Viridiplantae; Streptophyta; Magnoliopsida; Aquifoliales; Aquifoliaceae
Source: the annotation of a GenBank genome assembly